This is a messenger RNA of Phacochoerus africanus (Common warthog), 984 nucleotides long. Its product is annotated as spidroin-2-like. Lineage: Eukaryota; Metazoa; Chordata; Mammalia; Artiodactyla; Suidae. The transcript is spliced from 5 exons. The coding region runs from base 68 to 427 and encodes 119 amino acids. The record is from RefSeq and is a predicted model, not a curated record.
GGGAGGAGGAGGAGGGAGUAAAGCCGAGAGAGGAGACGGGAGAGAGACACCACACACACGGCACAAGAUGGCCGGAGAGGCAGCAGCACUGCGAGCUGUCAGGCGUUCCUCCGCGGCCGCGGUGCCCGCCGGUCGGCGGGGAGCUGCGCCCGGGAGGCCCGCAGGCUCGCGGGAACCCAGCGGCUGCGGAUGGGGCGAGGCGGGCCGCGGGUCGGGCUGGGAGCCCCCCGGCAGAGACGCCCGGGGCAGCCGGGCCCACGACGCGGAAAGCGCCGCUGCGGCAGCGGCUGCGGAGGCUCCUCGGGGCCCCGGCGGCUCGACCUGGUACGGGCGGGAGGCUCGGGUAGGCGGCCCGGCGCGGGACUCGGGCGUGAGUGACCAAGGGGUGCCGACAGCGGCGCUCGGACCCGGCAACUUACAAGAUUAAAAUUAAAUUUGGUUGAUGAUGGUUCUGGACAAAUACAGCUCUUUUAUUUGAGGUAUGCCAUUUUGAAGACAGACCCGUGGAAUUUUAUCCUUGAGGAUAGGGGAAAUCUUUGUGAAAGUCUGUAUUUUAUAAAGCAACAAUAUGAAUCCUGAGGCUGAAUUGUCUAAGGGGCCUGUACAGCGAAAUAGAUCACCCAGUCAGCUUGAAGAGUCUCAAAUGGACCCUACAACUGAGAAAUCAAGAUGGCAGUCCACUAUGGGAAAUGAGAAAAAUGGACUAAUGCAAGAGUGCUGUGAUAAUAACAACCAAGACAGGGUUCUUUUAACAUGGAUUUCAUGAAUGAAGAUAUAGGUUUCUUAACCAACACAAUGGACAGUGGAUUUGACUUUGGAAAGACUUUUUGUAUCAUAAAAACAAGAACAUUUUUGACAUUUGGAGAAGAAAGAUGACAUAUUAACAGAUGAUAGUUUGUAUGUCUGGAAUUUUUUGGUUUGAUUUGUAUGAGAAUGACCUUGUGGAAUGUUAACUUUAAUAAAAUUUCUAACAGUUUAAAAUUU